AUGCCUCGCCACUCCUCCAUUCUGACCUGGACCCUUCUCUCCAUUUGCUCCUUCACAACCCAAGCGCAAACCGUGUACACAGGCGACGGCACAUUCUACUCCCCCAGCGUCGGCCUCGGCUCAUGCGGCCAACAAUACCAAGAUACUGACCUGGUCGCCGCACUGGCCGAGGUCUCAAUGCAAGCCUACAACCCCGGCAAUCCCAACAACAACCCACUCUGCGGCUACAAAGUGAAUGUCUGGAACAACGCGAACCCCUCAACCACCGUCACCGUGACCAUCGUCGACACAUGUCCCGGAUGCCAGGGGCAAUACGAUCUCGAUCUCAGUCCCGCCGCUUUUAACCAGCUGGCCGAUCCCAGUGUAGGCAGAAUCCAGAUAUCCUGGGAAUUCGCUGAGGCGUUUUCGCUGACGACGGGGCCGUUCGCUGGGGCGGUGCCCGGAGAGAGAGUUGCGAUCAACCAGAAGGUCAUCUCGAAUCCCGAAGUCGCCGCAUCGCGAGACGAGCUGUGA
Molecule: messenger RNA, 513 nt
Organism: Letharia columbiana
Lineage: Eukaryota; Fungi; Ascomycota; Lecanoromycetes; Lecanorales; Parmeliaceae
Exons: 1
Coding region: 1-513 (170 amino acids)
Source: RefSeq, a predicted model, not a curated record